Molecule: messenger RNA, 1366 nt
Organism: Suncus etruscus (white-toothed pygmy shrew)
Lineage: Eukaryota; Metazoa; Chordata; Mammalia; Eulipotyphla; Soricidae
Gene: CIMIP6
Product: chromosome 12 C2orf73 homolog
Exons: 7
Coding region: 1-1161 (386 amino acids)
Source: RefSeq, a predicted model, not a curated record
AUGGAGAACUGGCGGAGGUUUGAAAAUGCCUCUGCAAGACAGGCGACACACACGCAUGUGGCAACGAGCAUCACAGUAGUGGACCGUCCGCGCGCCUCUGCCGGCGGGCUCGACCUGCUCGGUCUCGGGUCCGAACUUGACGCCCUCGGGUCGGGCCGCAGCAGCACAUGGACGGAGAAGACCCGCAGCAGUGAGUGUCGGGCUUGGGAUGUGUCCCCUCUGCCUGUUCUGCCCGCACAACGCACCCCGCGGGCUCCAGCACGGACCCCGUUGCCUGGACUUCUCCUGGACCCGUCAAAAGUGUCUGUGAAAUGUAAAAUACAGCAUAAAAUAGAAGAUUCUGGUAAAACUGGAGAAAAAAAAGAAAUACAAUAUGAAAACAAAUCUGAAAAGAGCAGACAGUAUUCAAAAUCUUGUGCCAGAAGAGGACGAAUAUAUUAUGCUAAAUUUAUUAACACAAAUGCAAGAACGUUAAAUGAACCAGUUCCCUACAUGGAUCCUAAAAAUGGUACAGAAAAGCAGGGUGAGUGGUUGUCAGAUUCCAACGAACUAGAACAUUCCUUUCAACCACGUUACGACACUGAGAGUACUCAAAGGACUCACUUCCAAAGGCCAACAUGCCCACUGGUGUUGCCGGUCAAAUACAGCAAGUCACAAAAGCCUUCUUGUGGAAUCGUUCCACUUGUUUUGCCAGAUGCAUCAGAACUUCAAAAGAAAUUUAUAGAACGUAUAUCUUUCACACAUCACUAUGAUUCCAGGAAAAUGCCCAAUGAGGCAGUGUGGGAAAAGCGACAAGGAACAUUUGUGCAGGUAGAGAUCAAAGCAGAUGGAAAGCCCACAGUUCUACAGGGAGCAAAGAAGUUCCUAAAGGCUGCAGAGCCAGUCUCUCACAACAGCCCCCCAGCACAGAGGAAGGAAACUGAGAGGAGAGCCGAUGACCUCACAGGGCCGCCGCUGACCAAAUCCCAGGCGCCUGUGGAGACUUCAGACAUGCUUAUCAGAAACAGAUGCAUGGAAGGCUCCGGGCUCCAGGGCUCCCUGCUGCCCAGCAGUGCCCAAAGUCAGGGGAAGAUCUCUGCAUCUAACCAGCAAAUGGAGCAGCUGCUCUUCCUACCAGGCGCCAAAGCUCAGGAUAAAUCAGGUUCAAUUGGAUUCUUCUGAUAAAAACAAGCAUCCAGGAAUUUGAGAAACUGAAGAAUCACUGUAUUUGUUUUUGCUUUUAUCAGUAGGAAAUGAUUUACAUAGAUGUGAAAAUAAAGACAAUUAUGAUAUACCAACUUUUUGAUUUGUGACUUUCAAUGAGUCAAUGUUAGGAGGCCUACUUCAAGUCAAAUAAUAAACGGAGCAACUUUGUUUUGCCAUACAA